CUUGUCCUGUCGUCAAAACUUAUUAGUAUCAGUCGGUCACAUGGAUCUACGAAGCAACAACAACAAUGGACUACUUCACUCUUCUUAGUUAGUUAGCCUCUUCAUUUCAUUUUCUUCUUUCCUCAAAAAGACUCAACACACCCCUGUUUUAUGCUCUCUUUCUGUCACUUGUGUUUAUCCAAGCACACCAAAAACAGAGAAAAUGAGGAUGGAUUAUUUGAAGCAAAAGUUUCCCUUCAACCACAGAAACCUCUUCCUCAAAUUGCUCCUCACAAUCUUCUUCAUAGGCCUCGCUUUCCGCAUCCUCUUCUUCCACUCCCUGUCCCCUCAGAUUUCCCCUGUUUUGGAAUCCCCAUUUCCUGAGAAAGUGACAUUACCAGAACCUCAGACUUCAACUGUUCCAGAAGAAGAACAUGUUCCCGAACCUCCACCUGUUAUAGAACAUGUUUCCGAACCCCCACCUGUUCUCGAACAUGUUCCCCAAACUGAAGAUCAACUGUCUCCCACUGACUCAGAGAAAUGUGAUUACUUUAAUGGGGAUUGGAUCCCGAACCCGUCGGGUCCAGUUUACACUAAUGACAGCUGCGACCUCAUUGAAUCUCAUCAAAAUUGCUUGAAGAAUGGGAGGCCUGACAGAGACUUUCUGUAUUGGAGGUGGGCUCCCAGAGAGUGUGAUUUGCCUCAGUUUGAUCCAAAGAGGUUUCUCAACUUGAUGCGGAACAAAGCCUGGGCACUCAUUGGUGAUUCCAUUUCCCGCAACCAUGUGCAAUCGCUGGUCUGCAUUCUUUCCAAGGUGGAAAAACCUGCCUUAGUCUACCAUGACGAGGAAUACAAGUGCAAAAGAUGGAACUUUCCCUCGUACAACUUAAGUUUGUCAGUUAUUUGGUCACCAUUCCUUGUGGAAGCUGCUAUUUUUGAAGACAUAAAUGGUGUUUCGAGUUCUGAAGUUGAGCUACAUCUUGACAGACUGGAUAGUAAAUGGACAGAUCAGUACCUCGAUUUUGAUUACAUUAUUAUUUCAACCGGGAAAUGGUUUCUCAAAUCUGCAAUUUACUAUGAGAAUGAAACUAUAUUGGGCUGCCACUCCUGUCCUAAGAGGAACCUGACAGAGCUGGGGUUUAACUUUGCUUAUCGCAAAGCCUUGAAAUUUGUGAUGAACUUCAUAGUGACUUCCAAUCACAAAGGGUUGAUUUUUUUCAGGACAUUCACACCAGAUCAUUUUGAGAAUGGGGAAUGGUUUAGUGGGGGAACUUGCAACAGAACAGCACCAAUUAAAGAAGGUGAAAUGGAAAUGAAAUAUUUGAACAAGAUGCUUCGUGAAAUUGAGUUAGAGGAGUUUGGAAAGGCAGCUUCUGAAGCUUCAAAAAAUGGGGUGAAUUUUAAGCUUGUGGAUUUUGCUUCACUUUCACAGUUGAGACCUGAUGGGCAUCCUGGUCCAUACAGGCAAUUUCAUCCAUUUGAAAAGGACCAAAAUGCUAAAGUUCAGAAUGAUUGUCUGCAUUGGUGCUUACCUGGGCCAAUAGACUCUUGGAAUGAUAUAAUAAUGGAUAUGGUUGUCAAUGGGUAAGAAAAAGAAAGACGGUUAAAAGCCCCAUACAGUUGUGUAUAUUGAGUGAAUUGUUACUCUCUGUAUACCAUGAUUCUUGAUAUUCAUAUUUAUACGGAUGGACAAUGGAGAUUGGAGGCAAAUAAAUUAAAUGUAGCAGAAAGGAUUCUAAAUAUCAGCUUACAGCUAAUUUUGAUAUGGAAGUGCAUUGGCAUGGAAAUCUGUUUCUUUGUCUCCUUUUCUGUUUUUGGUGCUUGUAUAACGCGCCAUCCGUGGUUAUUUUAGGCAACUAUAGUCUAUAGUUCUAUCUUUUUCCAUUUUCUUGCAAUAUAUUUGAUGAGUUGUGUUGUGUUACACAGCUAUAAAAAUGUAAUUUAAUUAGUUUUGAGGAUGGUUGGAUAAGAUAAAAUGUCAGGGAUUAUUUAUACUUAAUUCAAUGAAUAUGUUAAAAUUAUCCACUA
Messenger RNA from Glycine soja, 2007 nucleotides. RefSeq names its product protein trichome birefringence-like 24. Gene Ontology annotation, cellular component: Golgi apparatus. The record is from RefSeq and is a predicted model, not a curated record. Gene Ontology annotation, molecular function: O-acetyltransferase activity. Bases 203 to 1567 code for a protein of 454 amino acids. Lineage: Eukaryota; Viridiplantae; Streptophyta; Magnoliopsida; Fabales; Fabaceae. The transcript has 3 exons.